GGCGCAGGUGCCUCGGGGGAUUGCGGAGGGGACCGGAGCACGAGGGGAACGGCCUGGGGGGAGCGCCCUCCCCCCCUCCUCCUUCCUCCGCCGACGCCUCGUGUCCCUUUUUAGGGAAUUUUUUCCCUCUUGCCGGCUCCAGUGCGGGUGGGGCUCAGACCGAGAGGGAGUUCUCCAUUUCGCUGGCUCGUGCCCGGCCCCUGGCAGACUCCUGCCCCCAAAUCUCUUCACCCUCUCCCCAGCACCUACAGUCGCGUAAACAACUCCGUUUCUCCAGCUCCGGGCUCCGCGGCCCCCCAGGGGGCAGCUCCUUCAGUCUCGUGAGAUCAGUGGGGCUAGGGGGAGGGGAAAAGACAGGGGGCGUCCUGGAGCCCCUGACCCCCGUCCGCUUCCCCCACCUCGACCUCUCCUUUCCCCUCCCCGCUUCUGGAGCACUGGCUCCAGGGGCCCUGGGUAUUUUUAGCGUUGUGACCUGGGCGGCAGCUCUAAGAGCCUUUCCCUGGAAUCGGCGUCAGCACCUCGCUCUUCCGCGGCCGGCCCGCGGCCGCUCGGUCUCUCCACACUUCAUUGGCCCUGCCUUGUCCACUCGGGGUUGGGUCCCUCUCCACCUCCGCGGCGCCCGUGGAGCUGGCCAGGGUCUGGGAUACGCUGGGUGCAGAUGAGGUGGGGAAGGCAGUCUGCGGAGGAUGACGUCUGAUCCUCAAGCUGGAAACUCUCCUGCCUCUGGUGAUGGGCUCAGAGCAGAACACCGGGAAGGAGAGGAGCAAAUGGGAGUGAAUGCACCGGCCUGGGCUGGCCCAUAGCCUCAGUGCUCUGGCUGGCUCGCCGCUUCUCAACCCUAGGGGUCAGAAAGCCUGCUCUGAACUGGACCCAGGACCCGCCUUUCCAAUUGCUCCUCGCUGACUAAUGGGGAGAUAAGUCAGUGGGAUGUGUCCGAGGAGGGGGACAGAUAAAGAACUGUGGGAAUUCAAAGGAAAGAUGGUCGUCUCCUAAAUAGCUCACCUUCACAAGCAGGGUCUUGUAUUUGAGGCAGGAGCUGACAUGGACCCAAAUCCUCGGGCCACCCUGGAGCGCCAGCAGCUCCGCCUUCGGGAGCGGCAGAAAUUCUUCGAGGACAUUUUACAGCCAGAGACAGAGUUUGUCUUUCCUCUGUCCCACCUGCAUCUCGAGUCACAGAGACCCCCCAUAGGUAGUAUCUCAUCCAUGGAAGUGAAUGUGGACACACUGGAGCAAGUAGAACUUAUUGACCUUGGGGAUCAGGACGGAGCAGAUGUGUUCUUGCCUUGCGAAGAUCCUCCACCAACCCCCCAGUCGUCUGGGGUCGACAGCCAUUUGGAGGAGCUGAGCCUGCCAGUGCCUCCAUCAGACAGGACCACAUCUAGGACCUCCUCCUCAUCCUCUGACUCCUCCACUAAUCUGCACAGCCCAAAUCCAAGUGAUGAUGGAGCAGACACGCCCUUGGUACAGUCGGAUGAAGAGGAGGAAAGGGGUGAUGGAGGGGCAGAGCCUGGAGCCUGCAGCUAGCAGUGGGCCCCUGCCCUGCCUACAGACUGACCAUGCUGGCUAUUCUCCACACAAUACCGUAGACCCAGCCAGAGCUUUCUGGGAGAAGACCAGACUCUUGACUUGUAGUAGGCACCAGAGGUGGGAAGGAUGGUGGGAUCGUGUACCUUUCUAAGAAUUAACCCUCUCCUGCUUUACUGCUAACCUUUUUCCUGCUUCAACUCUCCCACCAGUUUUUAGCUAACUCCUGAGAUAGGAUUUCCAAGUGAGGAGAGAGAAGAUGAGGUUGGACAAGAUAUCACUGCUUUUCUUAGCACUCUUCCCUCCCCCAAACCAUCCUGUAGUCUUCUAAUAGCGUCUCUCAAACAUGUAUCUCUAGAUGGACGUGAACUCCUUAACACAUCAAGUGAGGCGGUACUCAAGCCAUGCUGCCCCCUUACAUCCUUUUUGGAACAGAGCACGGUAUAAAUAAUAAACAAAUAAUCAUAUGCCAA
Molecule: messenger RNA, 1997 nt
Organism: Cebus imitator (Panamanian white-faced capuchin)
Lineage: Eukaryota; Metazoa; Chordata; Mammalia; Primates; Cebidae
Gene: DBNDD2
Product: dysbindin domain containing 2
Exons: 4
Coding region: 1042-1524 (160 amino acids)
Biological process (GO): negative regulation of protein kinase activity
Cellular component (GO): cytoplasm
Source: RefSeq, a predicted model, not a curated record